AUGACAAUUGAUGAAAAUAUAACACUAAAUGAUCCAUUUCUAAAUUGUAUUAUUUUAACUGGUAAAUCAAAUGAAGAAUUUAAAUGUAUUAAAUGUAAAAGUGGAUAUUAUCUUAAUUCAAACAAUAAAUGUCAAGAAAAUUCACGUUGUACUAAAAUAAAUAAUCAAAGCCAUUGUAUUGAAUGUGCAUAUGGAUAUUAUCUUGAUUCAACAUAUGAAUGUAAUAAAUAUAUGAAUGGAUGUAAAAUUGGAAAUGAAACAUAUUGUUAUCAAUGUGGAGAAGAAUAUGUAAAUGUAAAUGGAGAAUGUCAAGGAAUGAAUAAUUGUAAAAAUUCAGAAAGGAAUUAUUGUUUAAAAUGUUUAAAUGGAUAUAAAAUAGAAAAUAAUAAAUGUGUUAAAGAUAAAGAAGAAUGUUAUUAUGAAGGAAAUGAAUGUGUUUCAUGUUCAAAUGAAUAUACAUUAAAUAAUGGAACAUGUGAAAGUAAAGAAAAUAAAAAUGGAAAGAAUGAAGAAAUAUAUUGUGAAAAUGGAAAAUACAUCAAGGAAUAA
Messenger RNA from Entamoeba histolytica HM-1:IMSS, 549 nucleotides. RefSeq lists its product as uncharacterized. The transcript has a single exon. Lineage: Eukaryota; Evosea; Mastigamoebida; Endamoebidae. Bases 1 to 549 code for a protein of 182 amino acids. The record is from RefSeq and is a predicted model, not a curated record.